GCCCACUGCAACAGCAUAAACAAAAGCCUAAAAAGCACGAAUCUGCAACUUUACUCUUUAACCCAAACGUAAACAUGCGGUCACUACUCUUGCCGCUGGCGAGCUUCCCCAUGCGGCCAGGUUUCCAGCAACGCCUCUCAAAUCGCCACCUGCCAUUGUUUAAUCCACUCGGCUUGGCUCCAACACAGAUCAUUUCGCCGAAGAGGAGAGCCACCAUCUCUUCUUACCAGUCUCCGUCAUCUCUACCAGUCUACGGUUUCCAAAUUCGAGGAUCUAAACCUAGCUUCACACCAUACACGGUGGCGUUUUCCUCUCCAACCUCUCCUGCUUCAGUUUCAGCUGAUAAUGAAGUCGACAAGGCAAAACUCGCUCAGGUUGCAAAGAGACUAGAGAAGACUUCAAGGUACUUCAAGAGGCUUGGGAGUAUUGGUUUCUGGGGGCAGCUUGUCUCAACUGUUGUGGCUGCUGUCAUUCUAUCCUUCUCCAUUGUUGUAACUGGCAAACCCACUUCCCCUGCUACUUUCUACGCAACCGCUAGUGGCAUCGCUGCUGCAUUUGUCUCUGUCUUCUGGUCCUUUGGCUAUAUUCGCCUCUCUGAGAGGCUCCGUCGAACUGCCGGUGACCCUGCCAAGGCCCCGCCUCGUGCUGAUGUUGUGAAAGGUUUGAGAAGUGGGAUUAUGGUUAACCUUCUUGGAAUGGGAGCUGCAAUUCUCGGGAUGCAAGCAACGGUUGGGUUUUUAGUUGCAAAGGCUUUAACAACCUCAGCAAACCCUUUCUACCAAGGAGUCUCUCAAGGAUACAGCCCCGUUCUUGCCCUCGAUGUCUUCCUCGUUCAGGCAUCGGCCAACACCUUGCUUUCUCAUUUUCUAGGCCUUGUUUGUUCCUUAGAGCUGUUGCGGUCCGUGACAGUGCCCAACUCCGAAUCAGUCUUCGUUCCUAAAGUUGCAUGAGUUUCUGCUUUUUGCAGGCCUUGUAUUCAUAAACGUUUAAUGCAGAGACUUGUUAUCUUUUAUAAUUGAAAAACAACUGUUGUCGACUCAA
Brassica oleracea var. oleracea is the source of this 1041-nucleotide messenger RNA. RefSeq names its product protein TIC 21, chloroplastic-like. NCBI's taxonomy places the organism in Eukaryota, Viridiplantae, Streptophyta, Magnoliopsida, Brassicales, Brassicaceae. The transcript has 4 exons. The coding region runs from base 75 to 950 and encodes 291 amino acids. The record is from RefSeq and is a predicted model, not a curated record.